AUAUUUUAAGUGAGUAUUGUAAGAUAAUGCUGCGGUAUAUAUUAACCAGGUAGAGGGCCGGGGUGCGCGGUGGACGGCCUGUCUUUCCUUGCGUGGUCGCCCCUUGGACCUGAGACCGUCAGCUGUCUAAGGGAACCACUCGAUUUUUUCAUCAUGGGUUUCAUUAAAGUUGUCAAGAAUAAGGCGUACUUCAAGCGGUUCCAAGUCAAGUUUAAGAGGCGCCGAGAGGGCAAGACUGACUAUUAUGCUCGUAAGCGUUUGGUGGUACAGGCUAAAAACAAGUACAACACGCCUAAGCACCGCAUGAUUGUGCGUAUCACAAACACUGAUGUCAUCGCUCAGAUUGCAUAUGCCAGAAUUGAGGGAGAUGUUGUCAUUGCUGCUGCAUACUCUCAUGAACUUCCUAGGUUUGGCAUCAAGAUUGGCUUCACCAACUAUGCAGCAUGCUACUGCACUGGACUCCUGCUUGCAAGGAGGAUUUUGAAGAAGUUCAAACUGGAUGCCAUUUAUGAAGGUCAGAAAGAAGCUGAUGGAGAGAUGUAUUCAGUUGAGGAUGUUGAUGAGGGACCAGGAGCCUUCCGUGCCAACCUUGAUAUUGGUCUGGCACGUACCACUACUGGGGCCAGGAUUUUUGGCGUCAUGAAGGGUGCUGUAGAUGGUGGCAUUGAAGUUCCCCACAGUGAGAAGAGAUUCCCUGGUUAUGAUAAGGAGACUAAGGAAUUUAAUGCUUCUGUUCUUCGUGAUCAUAUUAUGGGUAACCAUGUGGCCAAUUACAUGCGGGAACUUAUGGAGGAAGAUGAAGAUGCCUACAAAAGGCAGUUCUCCCGUUUCAUCAAGAAAGGCGUUACACCUGAUGAGCUGGAAGACAUGUACAAGAAGGCACAUGCAAACAUCCGUGCCGAUCCACUACCCAAGCCCAGAGUGGAGAAGAAGGUUACAAAGAAGAGAUGGAAUGCCAAGAGGAUGACCUACGAGGAACGCAACGCUGCUGUUCAAAAACGCAAGGAUGCCUGGCUGGCUAAGAUUGAAAGGGGGGAAGCUACUAUUGAAGAGUUGCGUGUACCUAGGCAUCACCAUUAAAGCUUGUGCCCUGUU
Messenger RNA from Procambarus clarkii (red swamp crayfish), 1095 nucleotides. RefSeq names its product ribosomal protein L5 (gene RpL5). Gene Ontology annotation, molecular function: 5S rRNA binding; structural constituent of ribosome. Gene Ontology annotation, cellular component: cytosolic large ribosomal subunit; ribosome. Gene Ontology annotation, biological process: translation; ribosomal large subunit assembly. The record is from RefSeq and is a predicted model, not a curated record. NCBI's taxonomy places the organism in Eukaryota, Metazoa, Arthropoda, Malacostraca, Decapoda, Cambaridae.